Colletotrichum chrysophilum is the source of this 2760-nucleotide messenger RNA. RefSeq lists its product as uncharacterized. The transcript has 6 exons. The record is from RefSeq and is a predicted model, not a curated record. NCBI's taxonomy places the organism in Eukaryota, Fungi, Ascomycota, Sordariomycetes, Glomerellales, Glomerellaceae. Gene Ontology annotation, biological process: peptidoglycan turnover; carbohydrate metabolic process. Bases 1 to 2760 code for a protein of 919 amino acids. Gene Ontology annotation, molecular function: hydrolase activity, hydrolyzing O-glycosyl compounds.
AUGGAGCUCGACCCACUAUGGCAGGAUCUCGAUUGGGCCAUUGGCCAGAUGCUCAUCAUGGGCUGGGAUGGCACCGAGGUCACGCCCCAGAUCCGCUCCUUGAUUGAGGACCACCAUCUCGGGACCAUCAUUCUGACGGCCAAGAACCUCAAGACGGCCCAAGAGACAGCCAAGCUGGUCCAGGAGCUUCAGACCAUUGCUCACAAAGCCGGCCACCCGAAGCCUCUACUAAUCGCCUUGGACCAGGAGAACGGGGGCGUAAACAGCCUGUUUGAUGAGGACUAUGUGUGCCAGUUCCCGAGCGCCAUGGGCGUGGCUGCCACGGGGCGCGUCGACCUAGCCUAUGAAGUGUCAAAGGCUACUGCGACUGAAGUUGGAGCAUGUGGCAUCAACCUUAUGCUCGGCCCUGUUCUAGACGUCUUGUCGAACGCCAGGUACCAGCCAAUCGGUGUCCGCGCCACGGGAGACGACCCUCAAGAAGUCUCUCAGUAUGGCAUUGCUGCCAUCAACGGUAUCCGGGAUGCCGGACUAGCUUCGUGCGGAAAACACUUUCCUUCGUACGGCAAUCUGGACUUCCUGGGUUCGAGCCUGGAGGUUCCCAUCAUCACUCAGACCCUCGAAGAAUUGAGCCUGAGUGCUCUGGUACCAUUCCGCAAUGCAAUCGCGACCGGUAAGCUCGAUGCCAUGUUCGUCGGGGGAUGUGGCAUCUCAAACCCGUCCAUGAACGUAUCGCAUGCUUGCCUAUCAAACCAGGUUGUGGAUGAUCUCCUACGGGAAGAGCUGGGGUUCGAUGGAGUCGCCAUCUCUGAGUGCCUCGAAAUGGAGUCCCUCGCACACGACCUCGGCGUCCAGAACGGAGUUGUCAUGGCUGUCGAGGCUGGCUGUGACCUUGUGCUACUGUGCCGAGCCUAUGAUGUCCAGCUGGAAGCCAUCAAGGGGUUGAAACUCGGAGUGGAAAACGGCAUCUUUGCCAAAGACCGGAUCUUCACUUCUCUACAGCGGGUGCUGCGGUUGAAGGACACCUGCACAUCGUGGCAAACCGCUCUCAACCCCCCUGGCAUCUCGCUUCUGUCCAAGCUGCACCCGAGUCACAUGGCGCUCUCGAGGAAGGCGUACGACGACUCCAUAACGGUCAUCCGAGAUAAGGAGAAGCUCUUGCCUCUGUCGCAGUCCAUGCAUCAAGAGGAAGAGCUGUUGCUCCUCACACCACUUGUAAAGCCAUUGCCGGCGUCGAGCUUGACAAAGAGCAUCCUCCAGGCAAAAGACGCUCAGAUGCUUGCGCCCACGGCUCACGAUAAGUGGUUACACAGGGAAAAGGGCGCCAUUAUGAGUGGAGAAGGCGUCUUUCGAGAGUUUGGGCGUUCUCUGGCGAGAGCUCGACAUGGCAAGCUCCUCCAUACCAGCUAUACUGCGAACGGAGUCCGGCCAGUUCACGAGAACCUCAUCCAUAGAGCCUCUUGUAUCAUCAUCGUGACUGCCGAUGCCAACAGAAAUCUGUAUCAAGCCGGCUUCACUAAGCACGUCGAGAUGAUGUGUUCCAUGCUGCGCACGCGCGGCCAGAAGAAGUCGGUCAUUGUCGUGGCCGUCAGCUCACCAUACGACUUCGCCAUGGACAAGUCUAUCGGCACUUACAUUUGCACGUUCGACUUUACAGAAAACGCCAUGCAUGCACUGGUCCGCGCUCUGUGCGGCGUGUUCGUGCCCAAGGGGACGCUUCCGGGGACACUGCGGAAGAGCAAGAAGGUCCUCAAAUCCCGGCAGCACUGGAUCGUUGAAGAAUUCGACCGCGAGCGAGACACUCAGGGACUUGAAGAGCUCAUCAAAGCAGUCGCUCGCGCAAACACCAUCGACUUGGGCCACCUGGAGAACAUGCCAGCUGGAUGCUUCGAACUGUUCAACAAGGACGUCGAGGAGGCGCAUUUCGUGGUCAGAAACAGCAGCACGCAUGCCCUGUAUGGCUUUGCAGCGACCUAUUUCCUCGAAGGUAUCGGCAUUCUCGGUGCCAUCUUCGUGGACCCGACGAAGCGGAACGUCUCGGUCGGACGCUCCCUUCAUCGACGAGCUCUGCGGUACCUGACCGGCAAGCGGGGUGUCAAGAAGCUGCAGCUGGGCACGACGUUCCCCGGCAUCUUCCUGGGCAUACCGAUUGACGAGGGCGGAGUGAAGAACUGGUUCGCCAACAACGGCUGGGAUGUGCAAUUCCCGAAGCGGCUGACCAAUUUGAUCAUCAACGAUCUGAGCAACUGGAUCAUCCCCGAGGGCCUACUCCAGAGUGUCCAGCGGGCCAACCUGAGCUUUGAUCUCAUCCACGGUCUUGACAAUGCCGACUUGGUGCUGGACCUCGUCAACACCCACGCAAACCCCGAGGUCUUGGAGCUGUACAGGUGUGCGUUGCAGGAGACCAAGGCGUGCGGUAUCGUGAGGGCCAAGGGUCCUGGAGAUGCGAUCCUGGGUACCAUCAUCAUCUGCAGACCAGGCAGUCCGCUGUCGAACUUCAUCCCGGCCCUUGUGCCGAUUGGUGAUGAGGAAAUAGGAGGUAUCCUGGCACCCGUCGUUAAGUCGGGGUUGCAGGACACUCUCGUGCUCCAGGGGCUGGCUCUGAUGGGUGUGCGGCAGAACAAAGCACACAAGUCUGCCAAAACGGUGCUCAGCUGGGUGCAAGAUGACUCUUACGAACACGUCAUGGCAAUGGGAUUUGAGAUCAUGCAAGCAUACGAGGAGGUCACGAAUGCGCCAGAUAAUUGGACUGAUUUGAACUAG